CUGGGAGCGGGUUCUCGCUGGGCGGCGGCGCGCGCCUCGUGGUCGGCCCGGCCGGAGGCUCGGCGGCAUGGCAGGCGCCGGCCCGAAGCGGCGCGCGUCGGCGGCGGCCGCGGCGGCCGAGGAGGAGGAGCGGCAGGCGCGGGAGCGGAUGCUGGCGACGCGGCGCGCGGAGGGCGCGGAGGGCGCGGAGGGCGCGGAGGGCGUGACCCUGCAGCGGAGCAUCACGCUCUUCAACGGCGUGGCCAUCAUCGUGGGCACCAUCAUCGGCUCGGGCAUCUUCGUGACGCCCACCGGCGUGCUCAAGGAGGCGGGCUCGCCGGGGCUGGCGCUGGUGGUGUGGGCCGUGUGCGGGGUCUUCUCCAUCGUGGGCGCGCUGUGCUACGCCGAGCUGGGCACCACCAUCACCAAGUCGGGCGGCGACUACGCCUACAUGCUCGAGGUGUACGGCUCGCUGCCCGCCUUCCUCAAGCUCUGGAUCGAGCUGCUCAUCAUCCGGCCGUCCUCGCAGUACAUCGUGGCGCUCGUCUUCGCCACCUACCUGCUCAAGCCGCUCUUCCCCACCUGCCCGGUGCCCGAGGAGGCCGCCAAGCUCGUGGCCUGCCUCUGCGUGCUGCUGCUCACGGCCGUGAACUGCUACAGCGUGAAGGCCGCCACCCGGGUCCAGGACGCCUUCGCCGCGGCCAAGCUCCUGGCGCUGGCCUUGAUCAUUCUGCUCGGCUUCAUCCAGAUCGGGAAGGGUGACGUGUCCAAUCUGGAUCCCAAGUUCUCGUUUGAGGGCACCAAGCUGGACGUGGGGAACAUCGUGCUGGCGUUGUACAGUGGCCUCUUUGCCUACGGGGGAUGGAAUUACUUGAAUUUUGUCACGGAGGAGAUGAUCAAUCCCUACAGAAACCUGCCCUUGGCCAUCAUCAUCUCCCUCCCCAUCGUCACCCUGGUGUACGUGCUGACAAACCUGGCCUACUUCACCACACUGUCUACGGAGCAGAUGCUGACGUCGGAGGCUGUGGCCGUGGACUUCGGGACCUACCACCUGGGCGUCAUGUCCUGGAUCAUCCCCGUCUUCGUAGGCCUGUCCUGCUUCGGCUCCGUCAAUGGGUCCCUCUUCACGUCCUCUCGGCUGUUCUUCGUGGGGGCCAGGGAGGGCCACCUGCCCUCCGUCCUCUCCAUGAUCCACCCCCAGCUCCUGACGCCCAUGCCGUCCCUCGUCUUCACGUGCAUCAUGACGCUGCUGUACGCCUUCUCCAGAGACAUCUUCUCCGUCAUCAACUUCUUCAGCUUCUUCAACUGGCUCUGUGUGGCCCUGGCCAUCGCCGGGAUGCUGUGGCUCCGCUAUCGGAAGCCUGAGCUGGAGCGGCCCAUCAAGGUGAACCUGGCCCUCCCGGUGUUCUUCAUCCUGGCCUGCCUCUUCCUGAUUGCGGUCUCCUUCUGGAAGACCCCCGUGGAGUGUGGCAUCGGCUUCACCAUAAUCCUCAGCGGCCUACCCGUCUACUUCUUCGGGGUCUGGUGGAAAAAUAAGCCCAAGUGGCUUCUCCAUGGCAUCUUUUCCACGACAGUCCUCUGCCAGAAGCUCAUGCAGGUGGUGCCCCAGGAGACAUAAGCCAGGAGGACCAAGAAGCUGCCGGAAAGAAAACGCACGAAGAUGGUGUUGGAACAUCUCACCCCCUUGAAAAGCGACUUCGGUCCCGUCAUCCAGGCAGCUCAGCGGAGCACCCUGCGCCGUCCCUCCACCGGGUCGGGGGCUGGGGCCCCAGUGCAGACUGGUACGACUUUAGUCCCAGAAAGCGAACUUCUGUCUUCACUUCCACGAGUGUAGCGCCAAGAAGAGGCCGGGCCCUGAGCUACCACAGGCUUUUCGUCCGCUGGGGCCUUCCCCUUUCAGCCUUUGUUUAUUUGUAUUAUUUUUUUAACUUAAAUUUGGGGUCAGGUUGACACCACUAAGAUGAUUAUUUUCUAAAGAAAUGAGGGGGAAUAGUGAGAGUUUUGCCCUCUGCCCCCUGCAGCUUGACUUGCCUGCGAGGGCCCCGGGCGUGUGGUGGGGCGCGGUGCCCGGCCCAGCACAGGCUUCCAGGAAGGGGGGAUCCUGAGUCCCCAGCACUCCAGGCCCAGGAGCAGAGCCUCCGAGACGGCGGCCUCACUGUGCGGACCUCCGAGUGCACCGGCAGACGGACGGCAGCCCAGACCGCACGCUUGGCUUUCUUUUGUUGUUGUUGUUGUAGAUGUAGUGACUUUAGCAAAAACUAAUCUCGGGAUUUAGUCUCUUUGCCUUAAAGAUCCAAGGGUGGAUCCCUCCCCGACCCCCAGAAGAGAAAAGAGAAGGUCACUAGAACAGCUGCCUCCGAGAGUAACCCCAGCCCCGGCUCGGCGGAAGGCAGGUUCCUGCACCUGGUGUCUGCUGCUGGCGGGGGGCCCCUGGGCAGAGGUCACGGGUCCCACCCAUGUGCGCCCCCAGGGACGGCAGAGCAGGGCCAGCAUCUGGGCUAGACCCAGUCACCCGGGACACCCUGGGCUUCCGGUACCGGGACUGAACGAGAGGUUUUCUGGGCAAAGACUCGCUCUGGAAAUCUAAAAGCGGCCAGGCAGGAAUGGCAGGCACCGUGACGGGGACCGCUGAAGGGCUCCCUCGCCGGGUAGUCCCUCGAGACAGUCUCCUCCCAGGGCCUGAAGAACCAGCCCCAGGAAGGCACCUGCAGCUGGCUGGGGCUCCUGGCGCGGGAGCCCCCCACUCCCCCUGCAUGGCCCUUCCCAGGCCAGACUCCACUGCUGCGAAGCUGGGGCUCCUGGCGCUGCACCUGCCUCCUUGGGCUUUGGUCUUUGUGGUGCCCGUGGUGCUUUCCCAGGGGCGGCCGCUGGGGCCAGUGCGGGCUGUAGCCCAAGAUGCUGCGUCAGCCCCCAAGGGCCGUGUGAGCUUGGCGUGGUCAGCCUGCCGCCAUCCGUCUGGGCUCCAGGACCCAGAGCAGCCUGAGCCGCCCAGGAGGCUGAGAAGUCGGCCUGUUGUCCACCUGUCCUGCUUUGUGCCCGAGCACAGUGCUGGCUCUGGGCGGGGUGCGGGGAGCCCACGGGGGCCUUCCUGGGGUGGCCUGCAGGUGGCUGUGGGGAAUCAGAGCAUGGUUGCCUCUGCCCCCGGGGGGCCCACCUGCCCUCAGACGCCAGGCGGUGCUUCCCUGGCAGCCUUGGGCCAAGGCAGAAACUCCGCUCCUCCCGUCCCCUCUACUGACCGUGUCCCGGGCGCGCGCAUCUGUCCAGCUUUGUUAUUUUUUCCUUGUAAAGCAAACCCUGCCGUAAGCAGCAAGUGUUUGUUCGUGGACCUGCUGUUUUCUCUUGUCCUAACGUGUCACUAACUUAAAGGAUGCCGUGGCACCUCGUGUAUCUCUCUGCGGGGCUGAGGACCACCCCUGCCGCACGGUGUUUCGCUCUCCUAGCGGCCGCGUCAGCCCAGCCGGGACGCCUGCUGCGGAUCGGCGUGUGUGGCUAACGUCUCUCUUCCCGUCAGUGGCUAACCUUUUGCACUUGGUGGGGAGUUCUGGGGAUUUUGUGUGUGGGGUUUUUCGUUGGUUUUUAAAGAAAAACGAUCAGAAUCUUAA
Messenger RNA from Neogale vison (American mink), 3581 nucleotides. It is a transcript of the gene SLC7A5, whose product is annotated as solute carrier family 7 member 5. The record is from RefSeq and is a predicted model, not a curated record. The transcript has 10 exons. Gene Ontology annotation, biological process: amino acid transmembrane transport; neutral amino acid transport. Bases 68 to 1597 code for a protein of 509 amino acids. Gene Ontology annotation, molecular function: L-amino acid transmembrane transporter activity; neutral L-amino acid transmembrane transporter activity. Gene Ontology annotation, cellular component: membrane. Lineage: Eukaryota; Metazoa; Chordata; Mammalia; Carnivora; Mustelidae.